This is a messenger RNA of Epinephelus fuscoguttatus (brown-marbled grouper), 1297 nucleotides long. It is a transcript of the gene tmem50a, whose product is annotated as transmembrane protein 50A. Lineage: Eukaryota; Metazoa; Chordata; Actinopteri; Perciformes; Serranidae. The transcript is spliced from 7 exons. Gene Ontology annotation, biological process: late endosome to vacuole transport via multivesicular body sorting pathway; protein targeting to vacuole. The coding region runs from base 85 to 567 and encodes 160 amino acids. The record is from RefSeq and is a predicted model, not a curated record.
GCGCAUGUGCACGACCGAGCUCUAUCGGAAGCAAAGUCGGGCUUAUCCGGGGGGUUCACAUCAAAAACCGAAAAUAAAAGAGUCAUGUCAGGUUUUCUGGACGGUAUCCGGUGCGGAGACUGCGAGUGCAAUGUGGACUGGGGAGAAAGAAGAAACACCAUCGCAUCUGUAGCUGCUGGAGUUCUGUUCUUCACUGGUUGGUGGAUCAUCAUCGACGCAGCAGUGAAAUAUCCUGAUGAAGGGGAGUUUCAUCAUGCGUAUCACACUUGUGGAGUCAUUGCUACUGUGGCCUUUCUCAUGAUAAAUGCUGUUUCAAACGGCCAAGUGAGAGGAGACAGCUACAGUGAGGGCUGCAUUGGACAGACAGGCGCCAGAGUCUGGCUCUUCAUUGGCUUCAUGCUAGCCUUUGGCUCCCUCAUCGCCUCAAUGUGGAUUCUGUUUGGAGGAUUUGUAGUGCCUCAAAAGCCCAUCGUGUACCCUGGUAUCGCCAUUUUCUUCCAAAAUGCGUUCAUCUUCUUUGGGGGUUUGGUCUUCAAGUUCGGACGUACAGAGGAUCUGUGGCAGUAGUGGAGUCUGUGUGUCUUCAUGUUCACUGUUUAUACACUCUGCUUUCAAUAUUGUACAACACAAUAUGCUUUAGUGGUUAUUUACUUUAUAUAUAAUACUUUUUUUAGCUUUCAAAUUAACAUGUUUAAUUUAUAUUGUGUGCUGUAUAAUGGCUAAAUCAUAACUAAGCACAAGUUUUCCUUUAAAGUUUUGACUAUUUUCAAAUGUGGCACAUCUCUAAAUGUGUCUAUUUGCACUCAGACAGUGUAGCCAUGUUGUUGUAAUGGAUUACAACUUGUGUUUAACGAAAUGUGUAUUUUGGGAGCUUUACUUCUCCAAACUGUCCACAUUUACUUAUUUUUAUGACACCCUUUAAUUUGAACAGUCUGUUAAGUGGGAACAACAUAAAUUAUUGUGGUACAAAAUAUCAUUGAGGGCAAUAUAUCAUAUUACUGUACACAUUAACUGAAUGUAUCCAUAUGGGGUUGUUUGUAUUUUAAUGAAAGAACUCUAUGUCAGCUCUGAAACUUUGCAGUCAAUCACAUUUAUUGGUAAAGGUUAAAAAGCUCACACUGCUCACAUGAUGUCAACAAAGGUUUCACAACUAUAUGGUAUUAUAUGUGUACUGGAGGUUUGUAUUUGACUGCAACGCUUAUCAACCAUGGCAGCAUUAAACAGAAACAUACUGGGCACUAAAUGAGUCUGUAUUCAUGCUUUCACAGUUCAAUGUUGAUUUUUUUUUUUUUUUUUU